Molecule: messenger RNA, 4945 nt
Organism: Mugil cephalus (flathead mullet)
Lineage: Eukaryota; Metazoa; Chordata; Actinopteri; Mugiliformes; Mugilidae
Gene: ctnnd2b
Product: catenin (cadherin-associated protein), delta 2b
Exons: 25
Coding region: 259-3921 (1220 amino acids)
Biological process (GO): cell-cell junction assembly; cell-cell adhesion; dendritic spine morphogenesis
Cellular component (GO): postsynaptic density; plasma membrane; adherens junction
Molecular function (GO): cadherin binding
Source: RefSeq, a predicted model, not a curated record
UGCGCAGUGCUCCGGCCCGGCCGCUCCUUCCUUCCUCCCUCAUUUCCUCCCCACAGCUGGCUCUCUCCUCUCUCGGAUGCUGGCUUGCCUUCUCCCUUCACGCGGCCGAUCGGGACCAAACACUUCGCAGGGGUGGAAUGACUGACUGCCUGGUCUGCAUGGUCUGAAUUUCGGGGAAUUGGCACGUCGGAAAGGAGGGGAGUCAAGAGGGAAAAACGGAGGCUCUCCAUCCCCCGAGGGAAUUUAUUUUACAGAGGUAUGCCAGUGCCCGAGGUGGCGUCUGACACUGCCAGCGCUGCCACCAUGUUGAGCCCCGUCCUCAAUGCCUCCAACGGAGACGGCUCUGAGUCUGAAACCACCUCCGCCAUCCUGGCCUCCGUCAAGGAACAGGAGUUGCAGUUUGAACGUCUGACCAGGGAGCUGGAAGCCGAACGACAGAUUGUUGCCAGUCAACUGGAGAGAUGCAAGCUUGGCUCUGAGACUGGAAGCAUGACUAGCAUCAGCUCAGCAGACGAGAAGUUUCGCUGGAACAACCAGGAUGGGCAGAAGGACAUAGAGGAGGAGCUGACGACAGGCCUGGAGCUGGUGGACUCCUGCAUCCGAUCCCUCCAGGAGUCAGGAAUCUUGGACUCGCAAGACACUUCUACAGGAGACAGACAAGGACUGCUGUCCCAAAGUGCGUUGCAGCUCAACAACCAGGAUGCCUAUGCGGCGGCUGGUUACCAUAGUAAUCAGGGGCUGACACUUGGGGAAUCAGUCACGAGUCGCUGCGGGCAGGUCGGAGGGGCGGUUCACAGCUACAAUCAGGUGACGUCCAGCCGUGCAGCUGCCCAGUUAGCCGGCACAGACUCCCCCUGUCAGUCCCAGAGAGACUCAUUUGCCCAGCAGGCACUUGGCAGCGCCUUCCACAUGCCCACCGAUGGCGGAACAGCACCCGCUGGACCGCCCAUGUAUUACUCCUGUGCCACUUUACCUGCACAGCGUGUAAGCUCCCCUCUUCAGGCUGUGGGAUCUCCUACAAAGCUGCAGCGCCUGGGAUCAGCCUCCGCCGACAUGCCCAGCUACGCCACUCUACAGAGGGUGUCGUCACCCAAACAGUCACCCAGCCGCCUCGCCAAGUCCUACAGCACCUCAUCGCCCAUCAACAUGGUAGCAUCAGGUGCCGGCGGUUCCUCCUCCCCUCUCCCGAUGUCAGCCUCCCCAGGGGGAAACCACACCUCGUCACCCAUCCACCAGCUCAGCUCUGCAAUUGGAAGCUAUGCCACCCUGUCGCCCACCAAGCGCAUGCUGCAUCACAUCGGGGCUGACAGCUACAAGAUUUCCCAUGAGCUGUACGCCAACGCAACCCUGCAAAGGCCUGGUAGCCUGGCAGGUAGAGGCUCCAGAGGUUCCUACAGCAGCCAGCACAGUCACCUGGGCUCUGAGCUGCGACCCCUGCAGUCCCCUGAACACCACAUCGACCCCAUCUACGAAGACAGAGUAUAUACCAAACCCAACCUUAGAGGACAAGCCCCGCCUUCCCCCGGUGUCGAUCCAAUCCCCUUGCAGCGAACAGGAAGUCAGAGCGCCGCAGCCACCUUUCAGAGAGGCAGUUUUGCCACAGGAGGCAGUGCGGCUGACUAUGCCAACCCGUACCGCACCCUGCAGUUCUGCCCGUCCACAGAGUCGCCUUACAGCAAGUCGGGCCCUGCUCUUCCUCCUGAGGCCGCCCUGGGCCGGUCCCCAUCAGUGGACAGCAUACAGAAGGACCCAAGGUACGACCCCGAAUUCCUUGUGUGGAAUCAAAAUCAAGCCGAGCAAAGAAUGACAAAGGAGUUUGGCUGGAGGGAUCCAGAGCUGCCAGAGGUGAUCCAGAUGUUGCAGCAUCAGUUCCCAUCAGUCCAGUCCAACGCUGCUGCCUACCUUCAGCACCUCUGCUUUGGAGACAACAAGAUCAAAUCCGAGAUUCGGCGGCAGGGUGGAAUCCAGCUGCUGGUGGACUUGCUGGACCACCGGAUGACCGAUGUGCACCGCAGCGCCUGUGGAGCCCUGAGGAACUUGGUGUACGGCAAAGCCAACGACGACAACAAGAUCGCCCUGAAGAACUGUGGAGGCAUACCUGCUCUGGUGCGGCUGCUCCGGAAGACCACAGAUGUGGAGAUCCGGGAGCUGCUCACAGGUGUUUUGUGGAACCUGUCAUCAUGUGACGCCCUGAAGAUGCCCAUCAUCCAGGAUGCCCUGGCCGUGCUGACCAACGCCGUGAUCAUCCCGCACUCAGGCUGGGACACGUCCCCGCACACACAAGAGGACAGAAAGCUGCACCUACACUCCUCCCAGGUCCUCCGCAACGCCACGGGCUGUCUCCGGAACGUGAGUUCUGCUGGUGAGGAAGCCCGGAGAAGGAUGAGGGAGUGUGAGGGCCUGACGGACGCUCUGCUUUACGUCAUCCAAACUGCUCUCGGGAGCAGUGAGAUUGACAGCAAGACUGUGGAGAACUGUGUGUGCAUCCUGAGGAACUUGUCGUACCGUCUGGCUGCAGAGACAUCUCACAGCCAGCAGGGAGGUUCAGAGGAGCUGGACGGCUUGUUAUGCGACACCGGCGGGAAGGAUGCGGAGAGCUCUGGAUGUUGGGGCAAGAAGAAGAAAAAGAAGAAGGGACAUGACCAGUGGGACGGCGUCGGCCCAUUUCCAGAUUUGGCAGAGCCCCCGAAAGGCAUCCAGAUGUUGUGGCACCCCACCAUCGUCAAGCCCUACCUCACACUGCUGUCUGAGUGCUCCAACCCAGACACCCUGGAGGGAGCAGCUGGGGCUUUGCAGAACCUGGCUGCUGGCAGCUGGAAGUGGUCUGUCUAUAUCCGAGCUGCGGUGCGCAAAGAGAAAGGCCUCCCUAUCCUGGUGGAGUUACUGAGGAUAGACAACGACCGGGUGGUUUGUGCCGUGGCUACCGCCCUGAGAAACAUGGCUCUGGACGUCAGGAACAAGGAGCUCAUUGGUAAAUAUGCCAUGAGGGACCUGGUGCACCGUUUGCCCGGAGGUAGCAACAACAACAACAGCACCAGUGGGGGAGGAGGAGGCGCGGGAGGAGCCAACAGCAGCAUCCUGGUGGGGAAGACCAUGUCGGAUGACACCAUUACAGCGAUCUGUUGCGCUCUGCACGAGGUCAUCACCAAGAACAUGGAGAACACCAAGGCCCUGAGGGACGCCGGUGGCAUCGAGAAGCUCAUCGGCAUCGCCCGCAGCAAGGGAGACAAAAUUCCCAGACAUAGUCCUAAAGUGGUGAAAGCGGCAUCUCAAGUCCUGAACAGCAUGUGGCAAUACAGAGAUCUGCGCAGCCUCUACAAAAAGGAUGGCUAUUCUCAGUACCAUUUUGUUGGCUCCUCCUCGACGAUAGAGCGAGACAGACAGCGACCUUACUCUUCCUCUCGUACUCCGUCCAUCUCCCCCGUUCGGACCUCACCUAACAAUCGAUCAGCAAGCGCUCCCGCGUCCCCCAGGGAGAUGAUGGCGCUGAAGGAGAGGAAGGCAGACUACGAGUCGACUGGCAAUGCCAGUUACCAUGGCAACAAGGGGGAGCACACGUCCCGGAAGGACGCCAUGAUGGGUCAAAUCUCUGGUGGGUCUUCAACACUACACAGAGGAGCCUACGUGUCCCCGACUGAUGACCUGAAAUAUAAUCAGGUUUCUUCUCAAGGCCUGCCCUCAGAGCCAUACCCACCUUUCCAAAAUCCCCCGCCACCUGACAGUGUAAAUUAUGAGGACCAGGCCUUCUACGAGAACCAGGUUCAUCCGGGAGGGCGCCCCCCGCAGGGUGACCUCAACAUGCAUCUACAGGGCCUCAAGUCCACCGGCAACUAUGUAGACUUCUACUCAGCCUCACGGCCCUACAGCGAGCUCAACUACGAGACCAGCCACUAUCCAGCCUCACCAGACUCCUGGGUCUGAGGGGAAUAGAGGGUGGAGGAGGAGGAGAGGAUGGACGAAGAAAAACUGUUUAAAGGAGGAGUAAGAGAUGAAGAAAGGACAGUUUCCCUCCCUCCCCAUCCUCCCCUGGAGUUCCUUAGUAGCAUCUUAGAUAGCAGGACGAAAGAGGGGGAGGAUGGAGCACAAGAAGGGAGACAUGAGGAGAAAGAGACUCCUUCAGAGACCUUCAAGGGAGGAGGGAGUGGGGAAAAGGAGGACCAGAAGCAAACGGAGGAGCGGCCACGCAUGUGCAUGCACACCACCAACCAAACUGACAGACACAUUUUCUUUCUGUGUUUAGUUUGUGAUCAACAACAGUUAGCGAAGGCUCUGCAGACGGAAAGACCUCCGGCCCCCGGAGGCCUCUGGAUCCAGCACAUAAAAAGAGACGGACAAGUCAGGAACAUGAAAGGAAAGCGAGGAGGAUGUAUCGAGAUGAAAACGGACAAUGAAGGAGAAAAAAUGGAUCAGUGGACUGGAAGAUGGGAGGUGUCAGAGAUACCCCAGGACAAACCUGUAAAUAUGUGGUAUAGCAACAUGGCUUUUAGUAAUGUGAAGCACAAGAGCUGUAGGACACGUAGGACGUCUGUCACACAAACUAUCGUUUCUCUCUAUGGCUUCAGUGUGAUGUAUCCUCCUCUGGUUAAAGAACGCCUCUGGACUUUUCGUCAUUUGUAAACUUUUUUUUUUUUCUUUGUUGUGUUUCUACUUUUUUAAUUCCGGUUGUAUAGUAUUUGAUGUACACUGUACAUUUUCGCAUUGUGUACUAUACAUUGCACUACUUUCUGUGUCAUGUCAGGCCUUUUCCGCCACUGGGUCACUUCCUCGCCAACCAUCCCGUCUAAACGCUCGUAAAUAACAACACUCAGUUUGUCAAAUCUCAUAUCACGGAUGUGGACGUGUUGAUAAUGUGAAACACUGGAUAGGAACUGCUGGGUCACGGUGCUCCUUUCACUGCCCUACAGAGGCUCAAACAGUCCAGUCGCCUUUUUUUUUUUUUUUUUUU